Messenger RNA from Candidozyma pseudohaemuli, 459 nucleotides. It is a transcript of the gene EGD1, whose product is annotated as Egd1p. Lineage: Eukaryota; Fungi; Ascomycota; Pichiomycetes; Serinales; Metschnikowiaceae. The record is from RefSeq and is a predicted model, not a curated record. Gene Ontology annotation, cellular component: nascent polypeptide-associated complex; cytosol. The transcript has a single exon. Bases 1 to 459 code for a protein of 152 amino acids.
AUGCCAAUUGAUCCAGAGAAGUUAGCCAAGUUGCAAAAAUCCAACCCCAAGAAGGUUGGUGGUGCCAGAGUCAAGGCCAAGAAGGUCGUCAAGGAGGUGGACGACGUCAAGCUCGUCGAGACCUUGGGCAAGUUGAAAGCCACUAAGGUCGAGGGUGUCGAGGAAGCCAACUUCUUCAAGGACAAUGGCAAGGUUUUGCACUUCAACAGAGUCGGUGUCCAGGCUGCUUCCCAGAGCAACACUUUUGCCUUCACCGGUUACCCCCAGGAGAAGGACAUCACCCAGUUGAUUCCAGGUAUCUUGCCUCAGUUGGGUGCUGAGAACUUGGAGGCCUUGAGAAAGUUGGCUGAGCAGAUCCAGGGUGGUAAGGCUCCUACCGAGUUGAACGCCGGUGCCGAGGGUGCUGACGAGGACAUUCCAGACUUGGUUCAGGGCGAGAAGUUCGACGAUGUCGAGUAA